Messenger RNA from Geodia barretti, 1664 nucleotides. Lineage: Eukaryota; Metazoa; Porifera; Demospongiae; Tetractinellida; Geodiidae. The record is from the annotation of a GenBank genome assembly.
ACAAAAUACAAGAAGAAUCAAAAUGGCAAAAUUUGCUCUUAUAUUCCUUCUUGCUAUACCAAUGGUCACCGUUGGAGAAGCUAAGGAAACAAAGAGUAGUUUCCAAGAUUCUGAAACCUAUACAGCUUCUUGGGCUGUAGAAAUAAGAGCUGGUGGAAAGAUAACUGCUGAUGACAUAGCAGUAAAGCACUGCUUCCGAAACAUGGGGAAAAUGGAGAUCGGUAGUGGCAGAGAAAUUUAUCACUUCAAACUUUGUGAUAGUGAGAAAAGGUCCAUGAAAACUGAUUCCCCAGACAUGACCAAGAAAGAACAUCUCCUUCGUGAGCCAGAGGUCGGGUUUGCUGAACAACAAGUAAUCCGUCCGAGAGCUAAGAAGAGUUAUGUUGCACCAACUGAUCCUCUGUUUAGUACGCAGUGGAAUGUGCUAAACUCUGCACAAUUUGGGGAGCAGUUCAGAGGAAAUGAUUUGAAUGUUGAGCCAGCCUGGAUACAGGGAUACAGUGGGUGCAAUGUCACUGUAGCUGUUGUGGAUGAUGGGUUGGACUUUACUCAUGCAGACCUGUUUGAUAACUUUGCUCCUCAAGUGGCUUAUGACUUUAUUCAAAAUGAUCAAGACCCAUCCAGCAAUUUCCCCAUCUCAUGGCACUAGUGUUGGUGGGAUCAUUGGAUCCGUCAAGAAUAAUGAUGUAUGUGGUGUGGGAAUUGCUCACGAAGUUAACUUAGGAGGUCUGGCCCUGCUCGGUGCAGGGACUGAUAUGAACGAAGCUUCUAGCCUGACUUUUGAAAACGACAUUGUGGACGUGUACAGCAAUAGUUGGGGACCGUUCGAUGAUGGCAACACGGUAGAUGGUCCUGGAACAUUAACACGCAUUGCUUUUGAAACAGGAACUACAGAGGGUCGUGGAGGGAAGGGCAGUAUAUACGUGUGGGCUAAUGGUAACGGCGGAUCUGAUGAUGAUUGUGCAGCUGAUGGCUAUGCCAUUAGUCCAUACACCAUAUCAGUUGGAGCUCUGGGAGUCGAUGGUUACCCCAGUCCCUUUGAUGAAGUGUGCUCUGCAAAACUGGUCACUGCUUAUGUCACAAAUCCAUUUGGAAACUCUGCUGUGACGUCUACAGCUGUUGGUGGAGGAUGUACUGAGUCAUUUGGUGGAACAAGUGCAGCCACACCCAUGGUCUCGGGAAUUAUUGCUUUAACCCUCGAAGCUAAGUAUGUACCUAAGAUGUGUGUGUCAUGCAAAAAAUGCUGAGAGUGAACACAAUACUGGGGAUUGUGUAUAAAUGUGGCACAAUAUUACUUCCCCUUGUUUUUCCCAAAGGGACUAUAAAAUUACUUCAGAAUUGUGUGUGUUGUAAAGUAAUAUGUAUAUGUUAUUACACCUUUUGGAGUGGUGUUGCUGGUUUAUACAGAUAAACCGCAGCACCACGACAAAAGGUGUAAUAAAAUGUUUAUCACCGCUGAUUGGUCGUUGCUGGGGAAACCGCGCGCGAAAAUGGCGCAUCCACCCAAAUAAGGCGAUGCGCGUGAACCUGCGCAUAGACUACAUAACGUGCCGUUAAUUCUAUCGUACGCCGCUCAGCCAGGCAAACGCGAUCGACGCUGACAGAUCGAGGGAGCGAUUGAGGGAGCGAAUGGCAGAGGCUUUCCGUUUGGAAGUCGAGGGUUG